AAAAUAAUUCAAAUCAGUCAGCAUUUAAAUACAUGAAAAUGUACAUAAAAAUACUAUCAUAUAGACGUUUAUACACUGUGUAAUAAUUAUCUUAUAGUAAUUAUUAACUUGAUUGACAGUUUCCAAUAGCAACCUAUUCAAUAAAACAAAGGAUUACUUCAUUGAAUAUUGAGUUAAUAUAUAUACAUUGAACAUUGAACAGAGUGAAAUUUGAACGCUACAUUGGGUCAACAGAUAUAUUGGAAUAGAUUUAGUUCACUAUGUAUACAUGAGUGGAUGAUUACGUCACACAGUAUUACAUACUACUAUUACUACUACUACUAAUAGUAAUAAUAAUAAUAACAAAACUAAUUUAAACAUGCAUACUGAUAUUAACAUUAUAAAUCAAUCGAAUACACCAAAUUUAACCUCAUUAAUUGUUCGUGAACGUUUAAAAAAUUGUGUAUUAAAUAAGCGUAAAAGUAAAGAACAAGGUAUUGGAGUGGUAAACACAUUAACAAAUCAUCAACAAGAAAGUCAAAUACAAACAGUCAAAUGUAAAAAUAACGCCAACAGCACUACUACUGAUAAAGAUCUUCAGUUUUAUAAUAAUAAUAAUGAUAAUAGUAAUAAUAAGAUAUCAGAUUUAAAUUUUACCGAAAAUAAUCUCGAUAAAAUAGAACACAGUAAUCUAAAUGAUUGUAUUACCCCACUGACAAUUGAUAUUGAAAAGUUAUCCACUGGGAGUAGUACAAAUUUAGCAAAUCAGAUGAAAUCUACAUUAUCCCAAUGUAAUAAUAAUAAUAAUAGUAAUAACAGUAGUAGUAUUGACGAUAAUAAUGAUAUUAGUAAUGGUAUAAGUAUUACUAAUAGUAAUAAUACUAAUAAUAAUAGUAGUCAGCCGACUCAACAACUGUUCGGCUCAUUUCAAGAAAAUGAAACACAAUACAUGAAUUUUCAAAGUUUACAGACAUCCAUCAUUGGAAGUGGUAUUUGCGGGAAUUUAGUCGGACAAAAUAAUGACAGUACACCGCCUCUACAACAACAUUAUCCUCAUCAUCUCAGUCAGCAUUCACAACAACAUCCACUUCGACAACAAUCUCAACAAAGAAUAACCAGUAGUGAAAAUCUACGUAAAACUGUCUCGGAACCAAGUUUAAAAAUGCGUAGUGGUUCUGGCGGUGUACAAAAGUAUCGUUAUAAACCAGAUCGUCGACAUUUUGGUGCUAAUUCAGCAACAGCUGCUGUCGCUGCAGCUGCAAUGGUUGCCUCUAAUGAUCCGUUAUCUGUAGUUGGCUUUUGGCCACAGUUGACAUCGGCAUUUCAACAUGCUAAUUUCAGUAUGCAAAAGUCCGCUGGUGGUAAAAAAUCCUCGUCGUCGUCAUUGUUGUUAUUACAACAACAGAAUCAAUAUCAACAACAGCAACAGCAACAACAACAACAGCCGUCACAGUCACAGUCUCAUGCACAAGGUCAACUUCAACAGCAACAACGCCAACAUCAACGACAAGAUACAAGUAGUAAUCCAUGUUUAACUCAAACAAACGAUGAUUUAAAUCUGUCGGAAUCUGAAGCAAAGUGUUUGACUCAACCUUUGCUACCGUUGUCAAAAACACUACAAGAUAUUAUUCUGGCUGAAUUUCUUAAAUCAAAUCAAUUAAGCGGUCAUACUAAUUCUAGUUCUACUACGACUUCUAAUACUACUGGUAGUAAUAAUAAUAAUAAUAAUCAAGAAUUAUUAGAAACGAUCAAUUCUUAUUGUCCUAACCCACAAGGUAUUGAAUCAAUAAAUUCGCUGAAUGAUAUCCCCAUGAAUCCGUGUAUAUUCAAUUCAACAAUUAGUGGAUUUUGUGCAAGUCUACCGAAUUUAACAGCACAAUUUCAACGACCUAAUCAAAAGAGCACUAAUACUCAUAAUAAUAAUCCAAAUGUGAAUAGUACAACGACACCGACGACCCUACCAACAAAUAAAUCAACGCCUACAACUCAAAAUGUCACUGCAUCAAGUUUCGAUUCGAAUGAUUUGAGUCAGUUAGAUACAAAUAUGUCAGAUGUCAAUACUUCAACGGAUAUUCAAGAAGAAUCGACUGAGGAAUUAAAUUAUAAUACACAAAUGCAUACAACAACACCAACAACAACGAAUAAUAAUAAUAACAAUAAUAAUAAAUUGUUCCAUUUAUUCCCAUAUCGUAGACAUCAAUCACUUGGAUUAAUUAGUCGAACAAGAUCUGCUCCGUUGAGUUUAGCUACAGGCUAUUCGACAAAUAGACAUUAUCAUCAGUUACACAGUUUCACCGGGGUGCAUAAUUCAAUGAAUUCAUCAACAUCUGUUACAUCAGCAGCGAAUAUUUUAGCUAUGGAAGCGGCGGCAGCCUCGAAUUUUGCCAGUCAACAAACAUCGAACACAUCAAAUCAAUUAAUUACAGAUCAAGAUGGGACAGAGCUGAAUAAAAAUGUUCAAUCAGAUGGGGAAGUAUCAUCAAGGAGUAAAGUUGUCCUACAGUUACGUAAAAAAAUAUUAGAAAGAUCAGAAUUUUUAACAUCAGAUCGUUCAGGUGUAAGCAGUUUAGAUUCAACUUCAUCUUUAUCUAGAACGUUGAAUCAAUCGAAUGGUCGUGGCAACCCCUUACUAGAAAGGACAGCAUCUAGUCCUGUCGUGAAUAUGGCGCCAACUUUAAGACCUGAAACUGUACCUGAGGCAACAUUCACAACAGUUUUAGCCUAUGAUUUAGGCAUGCUUGCACAUCACUGUACCUGUCAGACAGAUGCAAAUCAUCCAGAGAAUCCACAACGGCUGAUUUCUAUUUGGCAAAGACUUCAACAAACUGGUUUAGCUGCUCAAUGUCAUCAUCAACCAGGAAGGCGAGCAUCCCUAAUUGAAUUACAACUUGUCCAUCGUGAUGUUUACACAGUCCUGUUUGGAAGUAAUCCAGCCAGUAGAUGUCGAAUUGAUCCAACACUUUUAGCUACUGUACGCCUGUGUAGAUUAGCCUGUGGUGGUGUCGGUGUCGAUUCUGAUACUGCUUGGCAUACAGCUGGGCAUACAGCGCAUGCAGCUAGACUAGCCGCAGGAUGUGUCGUGGAUUUAGCCUGUCGUGUUAUGUUAGGUCAAUGUCCUAAUGGUUUCGCUUUGGUACGACCACCAGGACAUCAUGCAGAACCUGGUCAAGCUAUGGGUUUUUGUUAUUUCAAUUCAAUAGCAAUAGCAACUAAAAGAGUUCAAUUUCUUGGGUCAACAACACUUAGUAAUGAACAAAACUCUGUUAUAUCUUCAUUAACAAAUACAUUGUUCGAUCAGUCAGCUUUUCUCCCAUACACAAUAGAACCAACAUUGAAACCAAGAAUUCUUAUUGUCGAUUGGGAUAUUCAUCAUGGAAAUGGGACACAAACAGUCUUCUACACGGAUCCAACUGUCUUGUAUAUAUCAUUGCAUAGACAUGAUGAAGGCGGAUUUUUUCCUGGUACUGGAUCACCUGAAGAAAUUGGUGCUGGUCCUGGUGAAGGAUUUACAAUCAAUAUUGCUUGGCCAUCAGGUAUAGUGAUGUCUGAUGCUGAAUAUCUAGCUGCAUUUCGUUUAAUUGUCCUACCUGUCGCUUAUGAAUUUCAACCAAGUCUUGUCCUGGUCUCAGCUGGAUUUGAUGCAGCUCCGGGGCAUUCAGCUAAUCUUGGCGGUUAUUCUGUUAGUCCAGCAGCUUUUGGUUGGAUGACACGAUUGUUAUCUGUUGAUCGAAUAGCUAAUUCUAAAGUCGUCUUGUCUUUAGAAGGUGGGUAUGACUUGAAUAGUCUUUGUGAUUGUACAGAAGCUUGUGUUAGAGCCCUGCUACAGUCAGCUGCAGAAAUCAAUGAAAAAAAUUCUGUACCAAUCAGUGUUCCUGAUUUACUUCCAUUGAAACAGACAGAAAUGGAUCGUGUACCACAUCCUGCAGCGAUACAAACUUUACUAAGAGUAGCACAAUUACAUUCUUCUUACUGGAAUUGUUUCUCUAAAGAAAUCACCACUGAAUAUGCAUCGUUACCAGCGAGCAGGUGGUUACCGACAGUCUUUGAAAAUUCACCUAAACCAUCAACGACAGAUAAUACUUCUUUAGAAUCAGACAAUAUUUCUGCUGCAAUGAAUAUCAAUCGAAAUUUCUUUAAAUCUUUAAAUAAAGCAAAUCCCCUAGGCGAAAACUUCAAUGCAUUUACAUCCACAAAUAAUGCAUCCAUCGAAAAUAGUCGAUUGUUUAAUUUUGCUAUGCGACAAGCUUCUUCUAUGGAUGAAGCAACUGAUACUGAAAUGAAACAGAAUUUCACUCGAAGAAGAUCAGCUACUGGUCUUACUCUAUCGAAUAUUGAUUCAAAACAGUUGAUUGAUACAAAUGAAACUAUAACACGAAUAGCAUUAGCUCGAUUGGCUGAACUACACGUUACACAGAAUCAUGAAUAGUUUCAAUUCGAUUUUUUUGAGGGGUUCAAUGAAUAACUGAUUAUUUCAUUGUCAAGGUUGUGAUACUGAUAUUCUUAGUUUUGUUUUAAUAAACUAAUCAUGCAAAAAAAUAGAUUAUCCUACUAUUCAAAUCAGUGAAAAUGAGCACUAUUUUGGAUUAUAUUAUACAUAUAUAUAUGUAUAUGUAUAAUAUGAUAUUUCAUAUUGGCAUUUCAGUGGUUUGUCCAAAAAAUAAUUUAAGCAUUUACUAUUUUGAGCAUUUAUUCUUGUGUCAGUUGUUUUUUGUAAAUAAAAAAAGAAAGAAAACUUUUACGAGCAUUCCCUCGUGUUACAACAAUCAACUGAAUGCAAACAGUGUAUUUCAAUUUCCCGGUGCCUUAAAACUUGACAGCGCUUGUUUUAAUUUAUUAACGCUACCUCCAUAUUUACGUUCACUGUUCAAUGUUCGAUACACGCAUAUAUAUAUGUAUGUAUGUAAACAUAUACAUAAGCAUUACAAAUGUUUGAAUAUUGAUUAAUUUAAACAAACGAAAAAGAAGUAAGGCAACAGCUACUAUUGAACCUGUUUAAUUUUAGCUUUGCUUCGUUUCUUCUUCUUCUCCUUCUCCUAUUUGUUGUUUUUAACACUCUAAAGUUUUGUUCUUCCUCAUUUUUAUUUUUUUCAAAAUAAAAGAAAACAAUUAUUAUUUCAUUGUUUUAUGAAUUAUGUACUUUCUGGUAAAGUAUAUACAUCUAUACAUAUAUGUGUUUCUUCUGAAAAUUUUAUUUUUUAUUAAUAUACUACUAAUAAUAGUAAUAAAAUGCAUUUUUAUUAAUUUUUGCGUGACUAUUUUAUUUACCUUUUAUCCAGAAGAACGUGUUUCACCCUAAUUCAUAUGCGUGUGAGUGUAAUUUCUUGAUUUAUAUAUUCAUGUGAGUUGUGUUUGUUGAGCGUUAAUUGGUGUGUGUGUGUGUUUGAGUGUGUGAUUAUCUGGUUACUCAUUCACGCCUCACAUGAAUAUGGUAUUUCAUAUUAUUCCACGCUGAGUACAAUUUAUGUAUAAUUUUCAUAAUGAGAUGAUUCUGUUUCCUCUGAGACAUUCGCAGAGGGCAGAUUUUGUGUAUUCCUCUUUUCUGUUUUGUGUUUUGUUUUGUUUUUUUACUUUAUUCAUAAGUAAGUAUGAUCUGAAUUAUAAUUUAUGUGAAUUCUCAUUCUUUAUUGUCCGUUUUUGUUUUGUUCUGUUUUAUUUUUGAAUUUGCCAACUGACCUUGAUCAUUCAAUUUCUUUAGUGUAAAUAAACUAAAUGAAGAAGCAGACAGACAGACUAACAAACAAAUAAAUGUGUAAACAAACAAGGUAUCACCUUGAAAACAGAUCUGAAAGUUGAUAAACAAAUG
Molecule: messenger RNA, 5782 nt
Organism: Trichobilharzia szidati
Lineage: Eukaryota; Metazoa; Platyhelminthes; Trematoda; Strigeidida; Schistosomatidae
Source: the annotation of a GenBank genome assembly